AUGAUGGAAACGAGUUACUCAUCGCGAGUGUUUCGCGGUGUUCAUUUCGUUCUCCAUGGCUUCAAUCCCGUCGCCGAAAGCCAGAUCCGGUUCAAGCUUGUGAAUGGCGGUGGAAUUGACGUUGGGGAGUACGGUGUGAGUUGCACGCAUGUCAUUGUCGAUAAGAUUGCUUAUGACGAUCCUGUGUGUGUUGCUGCGAGAAAUGAUCGGAAGACGCUCGUCACUGCACUGUGGGUUGAUCACAGUGCUGAUAUUGGAAUGCCCGUUGAUGCUGCUUCGGUUAUGUAUAGACCUCCUAAAGACUUUAAUGGAAUACCAGGUGCGAAAGAUUUGAUAAUGUGCUUGACUGGUUAUCUACGCCAGGAUCGGGAUGACAUUAUGACAAUGGUUAGCCUGAUGGGUGCACAGUUUUCUAAACCAUUAGUGGCAAACAAGGUUACUCACCUCAUAUGCUAUAAAUUUGAAGGAGAAAAGUAUGUGCUUGCCAAGAGAUUGGGUACAAUAAAGCUAGUUAAUCAUCGUUGGUUGGAAGAUUGGUAUGUAUAUCCUGUUAGCUUGACAUGGAUGUGA
Molecule: messenger RNA, 570 nt
Organism: Sphenostylis stenocarpa
Lineage: Eukaryota; Viridiplantae; Streptophyta; Magnoliopsida; Fabales; Fabaceae
Source: the annotation of a GenBank genome assembly